GGGCAGGGCAGCCAGUGCGACAGCCCCAAGCAGGAGAGCCCACCCCUCCCGCUGCCCUCCGCCGUGAAGUCCAAAUCAUCCAGUGAGAGCAAGAACCGUCACAAAAAGCCCAAGGACACCAAGCCCAAGGUGAAGAAGCUGAAGUACCACCAGUACAUCCCUCCAGACCAGAAGGCAGAGAAGUCUCCUCCACCCAUGGACUCUGCAUAUGCCAGACUCCUCCAGCAGCAGCAGCUUUUUCUGCAGCUCCAGAUCCUCAGCCAGCAGCAGCAGCAGCAACAGCAACAGCAGCAGCACUUCAACUACCCAGGGAUGCACCAAGGCCAGCUAAAGCAAUCAAAUGAGCAAAUGGUCAAAAGUUCAAAUUCUUCAUCAACUUGUGUCAACACCACCCCUCUUUCUCCUGUGAAAACCACCUUUUCAGGCCAGACUUGUGUCUCAUCUAUCAAGCCAGGCCCUCUGCCGUCUAACCUGGAUGAUCUGAAAGUGUCAGAACUGAGACAGCAGCUCCGAAUACGAGGCCUGCCUGUGUCAGGUACCAAGACAGCGCUGAUGGAACGGCUGCGGCCCUUCCAGGAGUGCGGCAGCAGCACGGUACCAAACUUCAGCGAGAUCACCACCGUCACCUUCCCCGUCACUCCAACAAGCACCCUGUCGAGUUACCAGUCACAGUCCUCCACCAGCAUGUUAUCAAAUGGCUUCUACCACUUCGGCAGCACCAGCUCCACCCCACCCAUCUCUCCAGCCUCCUCUGACCUCUCCGUGAGUGGCUCUUUGCCAGACACAUUCAACGACGGGCCCAUGUCUUCUCCACAGUUCGGUCUCCAGCCAUCUCCAGUUCAUGGCAGUGCCGAAGAAAGCCUCAUGAGCAGCAUGAAUGGCGGGAGCAUCCAGCUGGAGCUGGAAGGGAUUGACACAGAGAAAGACAAGAUGCUGGUGGAGAAGCAGAAGGUCAUCAAUGAACUGACAUGGAAGCUACAGCAAGAGCAGAGACAGGUGGAGGAGUUACGGAUGCAGCUCCAGAAGCGAAAGAGAAGCAAUGGCCUUGAGGAGAAGCAGCAGCCUGCUCAGCGUUUCUUUGGUGUCCCCAUCAAGCAAGAAAACACAGUGUCCAGCUGUCCAUUUGCAUCCAAACAAACUGCCUUGAAAGGCCAAGCCAGCAGCUCAGAUAAGUUGAGUAACUGUGGGGUGCCACAGCUGCCUCACAUUGUAAAUAGCCACUGCCUGGAGCCCGGGGGACAAAGCACCAUCACCUCCUCGACAUUCCUGAGCCCGCAGUGCUCCCCGCAGCACUCUCCACUCGGGGCUGCAAAAAGCCCCCAGCACCCCCCCCCCCCCCCCCCCCCCAGCCACUAUCUCCUCUCAGUGUCCCCUGGCUCGCAGGCAGAAGGGCGCAGCGGGUCCCCACAGACCAACAGUUGCCUUCGCACAGCGCCGCACAUGACACGAAGUCAGCAGAUGGAUGAGCUCCUGGACGUGCUGAUUGAAAGCGGAGAAAUGCCAGCCAAUGCUAAGGAAGAUCGGUCCUGCCUCCAGAAGGUACCUCAGAUAACAGUGUCUACAGGGAACUCCAGCGCUUCUCUUCCAAAGUCAUCCACCACAUUUGAGCAGGUCUCCUCAGCCCAGCUCUCCUUCGAGCACUGUCCAGGCAACAGUGAUGCUCAACUCGAGGUCCUGCUGUUUUUGAAUGCCCACAGUCCCCUGGGGAGGGUCAGUGAAAUUGCCCUGCUGAAGAUGGGGGGAGAAGAGUCUCACUUCGAAGGGAUGAUGGAGGGCUUCUCCAGCAAAGCUGCAGAUGAACUGCUCACCUCCCAAGAGAUUUUACAGACUCCCCUCUCACCCAUGGAAACCCAGCUCUCCCCUUCCCCUGCCGAUGGCUCCGGUUUACAGAUGAGUUUCACUGAGUCUCCGUGGGAAACGAUGGAGUGGCUGGACCUCACCCCCCCCAGCUCCGCCACUGGCUUUGGCUCGCUCACCCCCGCAGGUCCCAGCAUCUUCAACAUCGAUUUCCUGGAUGUUACUGACCUCAAUCUAAACACCAGCAUGGACCUGCACCUGCAGCAGUGGUGA
Molecule: messenger RNA, 2070 nt
Organism: Antrostomus carolinensis (chuck-will's-widow)
Lineage: Eukaryota; Metazoa; Chordata; Aves; Caprimulgiformes; Caprimulgidae
Gene: MYOCD
Product: myocardin
Biological process (GO): smooth muscle cell differentiation; cardiac muscle cell differentiation; positive regulation of transcription by RNA polymerase II
Cellular component (GO): nucleus
Molecular function (GO): transcription coactivator activity
Source: RefSeq, a predicted model, not a curated record